AUGAAUACUAAAACUGAAAAUGUAGUUCCAUUUUUAAAUCUUCUCUCAGAUGGAAAUAUUGGUCGGUUGACGCAAAUCGCAACGCAACUCAUUGCUUCUGCUGCGAAGCAUUCCGCCACUGCAAAUAUUGAAGCACUGACAAGACCGGGACGACCUGAACCGGCUCCUGUUUCCCUCAAUUCCCGACCAUCAGAAAUGAUCGGUCAAUCAAUAACUAAUGCUAUCUCACCAGCUAUAAACAAACUUGCAGAAGUAUCAAAAAUGAAAAAAAUCUCACCAACUAUAACAAAACAUGCAGAAGUAUCAAAAACUGAAAAUCGUGGCUUAAUGACCGAUAAUUAUCAUUCUCAUACUACUUAUGAUAAAAGUUUUAUUAAUGGUGCGAAUUCCCUGAUAGACAUUGCAGAAGCCUUCUUAGGCACUUCAAAACCUUCUACAUCUCCAACACAUAAUCAGAUAAUGUCAAGGAAUCAGAAUGUCGACUGGUUUCCAACUAUUCGGCAAUUAACGCCUGGUGCUAAUAGCAAUUUUGGUAUACCAAAAGGAGAAGGUUGUCUACCAUUUUUAAGUGAAUUUAUGAAAAUGGCAUAUGGAAACUGCGUGAAAAUAGCGGAUGAAAAAGCAUGGGAUUUAUGGGGUAAUCAAAUCAACAAUGCUCUUUUUGGAGGAAAAGUUGACCUCAUUGCAGCCACGAAGGAAACUUGUAAACGUGGUGCUGAAAGGCAGUACUGCGGACAACUACGGAAAGUAAUCAGUGAAUGUGAUAUCUUAGGAUCAUUACAAGUUGGAAUGGAAAUGCAGCGAGCAAUUCAGCGAUGUGAUCAAUUUUCAGGUGUCAUUGAUCAGAAUCCAGUUCACGUACUCGAUCAAGUGAACAGUAUUGUUAGUGGAGAAUUUGCUCAAGGAUUUUUGCAUAAAUUUCUUGGUUAA
Messenger RNA from Thelazia callipaeda (thelaziosis nematode), 930 nucleotides. The record is from the annotation of a GenBank genome assembly. Lineage: Eukaryota; Metazoa; Nematoda; Chromadorea; Rhabditida; Thelaziidae.